AUGGGCUGGGAAUCUGUGUGUGAGAGUGAAGAAUUAACCCCAAAGCAGGACAUUUGUGAAGCACAGUCAUCCCAGAAGAUAAUAGUAAACUUUAAAAGCUGCGGUCUUGAGUACUCCAAUUUGAGAGAGGAAUGGAAAUGUGAGGGCCAUUCUGAGAGGCAACCAGUGAAUCAGAAGUCAUAUUUCAUAGAAGAGACAAUUACUAAUGAAGUAGCCCUUAUUUAUGAAAGAGGACAAGAAUAUAACAAAUCUUGGCAAAGUUUCCAUCUGAACACACUGCUUCAUACACAACAGAUAGCUUCAAAAGAGGAGAAAGUACAUAAACAUGAGACACAUAAGAAAGGCUUUAAAAAUAACUUAGUGGUUAUUAAACCCAAGAAUAUAUAUACAGAGAAGAAACUUUUGAAAUGUAAUGACUGUGAAAAAGUUUUCAGCCAAAGCUCAUCCCUUAUUCUUCAUCAAAGGAUUCAUACUGGGGAGAAGCCCUAUAAAUGUGUAGAAUGUGGGAAAGCCUUUAGCCAGAGAUCAAAUCUUGUUCAACAUCAAAGGAUUCAUACUGGAGAGAAACCCUAUGAAUGUAAGGAAUGCAGGAAAGCAUUCAGUCAGAAUGCACACCUUGUUCAACAUCUGAGAGUUCAUACUGGAGAAAAACCUUAUGAAUGUAAGGUGUGUAGAAAAGCCUUCAGCCAGUUUGCCUAUCUUGCUCAACAUCAGAGAGUUCAUACUGGAGAGAAACCCUAUGAAUGUAUUGAAUGUGGGAAAGCAUUUAGUAAUAGAUCAUCCAUUGCUCAACACCAGAGAGUUCAUACUGGUGAGAAACCUUAUGAAUGUAAUGUGUGUGCGAAAGCAUUUAGCCUUCGUGCAUACCUUACUGUACAUCAGAGGAUACAUACUGGAGAGAGACCCUAUGAAUGUAAGGAAUGUGGGAAGGCCUUCAGUCAGAAUUCACACCUUGCUCAACAUCAGAGGAUUCAUACUGGAGAAAAACCUUAUAAAUGUCAGGAAUGUAGGAAAGCAUUCAGCCAGAUUGCCUACCUUGCUCAACAUCAGAGAGUUCAUACUGGAGAGAAACCCUAUGAAUGUAUUAAAUGUGGGAAGGCUUUUAGCAAUGAUUCAUCCCUUACCCAACAUCAAAGAGUUCAUACUGGAGAGAAACCUUAUGGAUGUAAUGUUUGUGGAAAGGCUUUUAGUUACUGUGGAUCCCUCACCCAACACCAGAGAAUUCAUACUGGAGAGAGACCCUAUGAGUGUAAGGAAUGCAAGAAAACCUUUAGGCAGUAUGCACAUCUUGCUCAUCAUCAGAGAAUCCAUCUUGGGUUGUCACUUACACCUAAUUCUGUCAAUCACCAAGUCCUAUAGAUCUAUUAUAAAUAUUUCAGGAAUUUAUAUAUUUUUCUCUAUCUUUAAUGUCACCCUAGUCCACUUCACCUGGAUCACUGCUGUAGCUUUUCUAACAGGCUUUCCUGUAUCAAUUUUGCUUUCCUUAAAUUUAUUUCUCACCAUGCACCCAAAAUAUAUUUUUUAAUACAUACA
Myotis myotis is the source of this 1533-nucleotide messenger RNA. It is a transcript of the gene ZNF570, whose product is annotated as zinc finger protein 570. The coding region runs from base 1 to 1359 and encodes 452 amino acids. NCBI's taxonomy places the organism in Eukaryota, Metazoa, Chordata, Mammalia, Chiroptera, Vespertilionidae. The transcript is spliced from 2 exons. The record is from RefSeq and is a predicted model, not a curated record.